This is a messenger RNA of Meloidogyne enterolobii, 2109 nucleotides long. The record is from the annotation of a GenBank genome assembly. Lineage: Eukaryota; Metazoa; Nematoda; Chromadorea; Rhabditida; Meloidogynidae.
UGGCAAAACUUGAAAAGCUGAUCAUUUCGAAGGAGAAUAUAUACGACGGAUAUGGUUACUUUUUAAUCGUCUCCCUCACAUCACUGUUAAUUUUGAUUGUGUACGCAUUAUAUGAUGUAUAUUUUGAAGGGGAUGAGGAUGAAGAAGGAACAGAAAAAACAGAAAAAGUGUUGGAAAAGAAGGAAAAGAAGUAAAAAAAAGUUUGCCCAAUUAAUUUUCUUUAAAUUUUUGUCUUGAUCUCGUUUUUCUUUUUUCCCUUGUUUUUUAAUUAAAUUUUUGAAGAAAAUUUUUGGGUGUUAAUUGCCAAUAUGGGUUCAAACCCAUCUUUAUUUUCUCAUUUGUAAUUUUUUGGGGGAUCAAUUCCAAAAGUGAGGGGUGACAUUUUGUCCCACUUUUUCGGAGUGACAUUUUGUCCCACCAUUCUCAGUUUUUGUUUUCUCUUAAUAUUUUUAGUUUUUCCUUCAUUUUGUGACGUUUUGCGUUACUUGCCAUUUCUCCCGCGGACUAACUGUCAUAAAUUUAUUAAACUUUUCGCCAAGCUAAAUUUAAAGGGGGAAUUUUUUAAAUUUUUACUUUUUUAGCUUUCUUUGAAGAGAUGAAUCACUUAUGAAAUGAAUCAUUCCAAUCUAAUAAAUUUGGAUCCGGUGGAUUCGCAAGCUCAAUGGUUCCACAAGUCCUUGUCUCGUGAAGAAACUGAAAAGCGUUUGCGUCUAUGCUCAAACGGCACUUUUUUGAUCAGGCGAUCUGAAAAUUAUCCAGGAGAUUUCACCCUUUGUGUAGCCCAUAAUUACAAAGUUGAGCACUACAGAUUAUUCGAAUCCUUAACACAACUUGUUGCUCAUUACAAAAGAGAUGCAGAUGGCCUUUGUCACAGACUUAUUUCCCCGUUACUUUGUGAAUCUUCAAAACAUGUUUACGAACCCAAAUUUUUUGAAGAACGCCGGGCAGAAUUUGCUAGAGCUGGAGUUUUGCUUUCAAUAAAUGAAUUACGUCUUGGAUCGGUUAUUGGACAUGGAGAAUUUGGAGAUGUCCUUUCUGGAACAUACAGAGGCCGUAAAAUUGCCGUAAAAACAUUAAAAGAUGGAAUGGGAUAUGAAUUAUUAAUUGAAGCACGUUUUAUGAUAGGAUUGGACCACAAUAAAUUGGUCGCAUUAAUUGGUGUUGUAAUGGUGGAAGAUACAAAAGAAGUAUUUAUGUUAACUGAAUUUAUGGCAAAUGGAAAUUUGGUCGAUUUUCUUCGUUCAAGAGGAAGGCAACAAGUUGAGAGGGAACAACUUUUACAUUUUGCAAUAGACGUAGCCGAAGGAAUGGCAUAUAUAGAAGCUAGACGUUUUGUCCACAGAGAUUUGGCGGCACGCAAUAUUCUUUUGGAUGAUCGUCUAAUUGCAAAAAUAAGCGAUUUUGGUCUUGCUCAAGCUGCACAAGAACCUGCAAAAGAUUCAGCAAAAGGAAAAUUUCCAAUAAAAUGGAGCGCUCCGGAAGCUUUGAGGCAUAAUCUUUUCACAAACAAAAGUGAUGUUUGGUCUUUUGGUAUUUUACUUUGGGAAGUUUAUUCGUUUGGUCGUGUUCCUUAUCCCAGAAUUCCAAUUCAAGACGUACUAAGACUAGUAGAGAAAGGCUACAAACUUGAACCUCCAGAAGGCACCCCAGCAUUUAUUGUAGACUUAAUGCGGGAUUGUUGGCUUUUGUCUCCAACAGCUAGACCUACGUUUGCAGAAAUUUUAAAUAUUUUAACGGAAGAAUGUGACAUUGGUGGGGAAAAUGGGGGACCUUAAAUUUUUGUAAAUAUUUUUUUUUGGUUAGUGUGAGAGUUUUUAUAUUUUUUUAGUUUUUUGUAUAUUUGAAUAUAUAAGUAAGAAUAUAUCCGAGGUGGGUCGAAAUUCCGACUUCCGACUUUUGAGUUUUUUUUGAUUUCUGACAGUUCCGGUUUCCGGCACCUUUGUCAUUUCAGACCCACCUUUGGUAUAUAUCAGGUCCGUAGCUAGUGGGAGAAAGGGAAGGCCCCCCACACAGAAAGGGAAGACCCCCCAGAAAGCUAUGGGCCUGGUAUAUUUACUGCAUGGCAAAGAGUCCGGCAUGUCAGGGAAGUAUUCAGUAUAGAUUGAUCCG